AUGUGGGAGAGGCUCCCUUCCAUCAUUCCCGUGCAACCCAUCCCCGCUGCAUUGUUCCGCCGAGUGGGAGGCUUCCCGCGGGUCUUCCCGACAACCAUUCCGUCCAGCCUAAUAAUAAUUCUUUUGAAGCUAUUGUCAGAGUUAGCUCCUUUACUUUCCGAUGACGAGAGUGAUCAAGAUGAAGAGACUAUGAAUAUGCUGCUCCCAAGAAAAGACUAUAGAGCACUGAAUCAUAAUCUUAACAUGUUGGUGCGUCAUGGUGAAGCUUUCUCAAGUAGAAAUUUCCUAAACAUAAUCAUAGUUCAUGAAGCCAUAAUGAAGACUCUAUUUUAUAAGAGUAAGAGAUUGUGUGAAGAAAGUGAGAAACUACUAAAAGAGCAUGCUAUGAAGAUGGAAGUAGAAACCAAUGAAUGUUAUGAUACUGAAGCUAAAAUAGCACAUGAACAUGCACGAAAAGAAACGCAAAUUAAAUCGGUCAAACGAGAAUUAAUGUUUGUGAAAUCUGAGCUAGUAAAAAUAGAUGAUGAGAUGUUUUUGGUGAAGGGUUUCAACUUUGAGAUAAAUAAAAUGUUGGUAAAAAUUAUUAAAGCAAAGGAUGCAUCACAUGUUGACUAUAUUUUUUCUUUAUUGGAUGCAAAGCUUCAACCCAUGUUCUUAAAGCUUUCUAUUAUUGAAGGUGUUACAAAUAGUGAUGCUAGUUUGCAACAAGGGAUAGGUGGGGGUAAUUUUAUCAAUAUUGAGAACCCGUAUGUGGUGCAAACUAUGGAAAGGAAGCUUGAAUUUCCGAAGAAGAUUGUUAUUGUUUAUAAUCCUUUGGGGCAAACUAUGGAAAAGAAGCUUGAAGUUCCGAAGAAGAUUGUUAUUGUUUAUAAUCCUUUGGGAAAGCAAUUUGAGGUUGUUGUUCCAAUUGUUUUACCAAAGCUUCAGGAUCUAGCACUCUAA
Lactuca saligna is the source of this 942-nucleotide messenger RNA. NCBI's taxonomy places the organism in Eukaryota, Viridiplantae, Streptophyta, Magnoliopsida, Asterales, Asteraceae. The record is from the annotation of a GenBank genome assembly.